AUGGCGGCGACGAGGCCCGUGUUCUCAUAUGCGAGCCUUUUCCGCGCCAUCAGAUCUUGCGCGCCCAGGACAUACCAAUCUCUACGAAAGCCUCCACCCCAACAGAAUCGCAGCCUGAAAACCACUACCCGCCGACGGCAGGAGACCUACUCCUCGCGCUACGGGCCAGCAGCUAACAGCAAUCUCCCGCCACCAGACAAGCCGGACGAUCUCAAGUUCCCUCAAGAAGUCCCCGAACCCACCAAGAAGGAGCACAAAGAAGACCCGGACAGCAAUCCCGUCCACGAAGAUGUCGAGCACCGCACGAUGCGCAAAGGCGGCGACUCGGACUACGCCCUCAAAGCCGAGCCCGUCCUCGAUGGCGAGCCUCUCGGCCACAAGGAGCUCGACAUGGUCCUCUCCAUACCCUCCCCGUCAGAACUGAAAGGCGAGAACUCCCACUCUCGGCACCCGCACCUCGAAGCCUCUCCCUACGAGCACCAUUUCGAUACCUACAGUCUUGUCCAGCAGCUUGCUACCGAGAAGGCCUACGGACCUGAGCAGUCCGUGACCCUGAUGAAAGCCAUCCGCCUCAUGCUCGCCAUCAACCUGGACGUCGCGAAAGAAGGCCUGGUCUCCAAAUCCGACACCGAGAACGAAGCGUACCUUUUCCGCGCCGCCUGCUCUGAACUACGGACCACUUUGCAGACCGCACGGCAUUCCGAAAUGCUCAAGCAGCGCUCACAUCGGGCAACAUUGCAGCAUGAGUCCGACCUGCUGAACCAGAAAGUCACGCAGGAUCUAGCGACCAUGCGCGAGGAGCUGAAGGGCAUGUUCAACGACCGCAAAUUGGGUCUCGAGGAGCAGAAGCGGCAAAUCGAUAGCAAGAUCCAAGGACUGAAUCACAAGAUUACCAUCUUGCUCAACUCUGAGGCGAAGAGCGAGGCGGAGGGUCUCCGCUGGAUCCUGACUCGAAGGGCUGCUACUGCUAUUGCGAUUUGUGCUUUCAUGAUAAUCAAUGCCUUGAACUACUCCUCCAUCAAAACACGCGAGCGCGAAGAAGCGGAGAAGAAGAAGGAAGCACUGAAAAAGAAAAAACGAGAACAGGAACAGCGAGCCGAGAGCGAUGCGCAGGCGAUGAGGUUCACUACGCCGAGUCGUGAUCAAGGCGUGCAGACUUCGUCAACUUCGACGGGUACGGGGAGUGGGGCUUUCGAGGAGAGUUUGGGUUGA
This is a messenger RNA of Cyphellophora attinorum, 1212 nucleotides long. RefSeq lists its product as uncharacterized. Bases 1 to 1212 code for a protein of 403 amino acids. The transcript is spliced from 2 exons. Gene Ontology annotation, cellular component: mitochondrion. The record is from RefSeq and is a predicted model, not a curated record. NCBI's taxonomy places the organism in Eukaryota, Fungi, Ascomycota, Eurotiomycetes, Chaetothyriales, Cyphellophoraceae.